AUGAGUUUAAAACCGUUCACCUACCCUUUUCCAGAGACAAGGUUCCUUCAUGCAGGACCCAAUGUGUAUAAAUUCAAAAUCAGAUAUGGUGACAGUAUCAGAGAAGAAGAAAUAGAGGACAAGGAAGUCAUCAUCCAGGAGCUGGAGGAUUCUAUCCGUGCAGUCUUGGCAAACAUGGACAGCCUGCAGCCCUUUGUUACAGAACACUUCACUGUAUUUCCCUAUAAAAGCAAGUGGGAGAGAGUUUCCCACCUGAAGUUUAAACACAGAGACAUCAUCUUGACUCCCUACCCAUUUGUUUUCACUCUGUAUGUCGAGAUGAAAUGGUUUACUGGAAAUAUGCCUACAGGAAAACCAACAGAUGAUAGCCCUCUUGAGUUGGUCCUAGCUGAGAAGAAAGCAGAAGAAACCACAAUGCGGAAACGAAAACUUGUGGAGGAGCCCAACUCCCCUAGCAGACCAAGACCAUACAGGGCCAAGAUAGAGACUUCUAGUGAAGCCUUCAGUAAUCAGAAGCCCCUUAAGAAAAACCAGAGGAACAGGGAAGGAGAAACCCAGCGAGAAUACCAAGAUACCCCAGUUUUUGAUGCCUCUGAUGUCCAGGAACAGGAUUCUAAGUUGGAGCAUAGCCUGCUAGAGCUGGUUGUCCCUCCCCUGCAACAUAGCAACCCACCACCACCCAAAGAACCAGGAUCCAGUGGCUUCUUUGGGUUUCUAAGCACUCUCUUCCCCUUUCGGUGUUUCUUCAGGAAGAGCAGUCAGUGAGCCUGCCAGGCUCUACAGCGGUGGCGGUGGUUGGUUGGAAAGAGGACUUUCUCUUGCAGUGACUCCACCUGAGCUGUACCAAACAUCCUUUGCUUCCAUUUUCUUCCUUUUUUCUCUUGUUUAUUUUUGAGACAAGCAUUAUUGUUAAAUGGCCUAGGCUGGCUUCAAGUGCUCCAUCUGUGUCCUGGGCUCCCAGUUGCACCACCACACACCAUCCUUUUCCUGUAAUUCCUGGGUCAUGUGGAUGAGGGCACAUGAAUCCUCACAGGAGUUUAUCCUGUUGUUUGCCUUUGUUUUUUACAAAUUUAAAACCCUAAGGAUGGGCCUGGAGAGACACUAGUUAAGAGGGCAGACUGCUAUUGCAGAGAGCCUGAAUUUGGCUCUCAGUACUCACAUCAAGGGGUCCUCAGGAACCUCUAACCGUCAGGAUCCAACACCCUCUUCUGGCCUCUGCAGGCACUUGCACUCCGCCCCUCCCGAUUACAAUAACAACAACACUAAGGUCCUGCGAGGUGGCUUGAUAGGUAAAGCAACUGUACUCAAAGCUAAUAACCUGAGUUCAACCUCCAUAUGUGUACCAUGACUUGCACAUUCACACAAAA
Microtus ochrogaster (prairie vole) is the source of this 1367-nucleotide messenger RNA. It is a transcript of the gene Majin, whose product is annotated as membrane anchored junction protein. The record is from RefSeq and is a predicted model, not a curated record. Gene Ontology annotation, molecular function: DNA binding. Gene Ontology annotation, biological process: meiotic attachment of telomere to nuclear envelope; homologous chromosome pairing at meiosis. NCBI's taxonomy places the organism in Eukaryota, Metazoa, Chordata, Mammalia, Rodentia, Cricetidae. Gene Ontology annotation, cellular component: nuclear inner membrane.